Xyrichtys novacula (pearly razorfish) is the source of this 8363-nucleotide messenger RNA. The record is from the annotation of a GenBank genome assembly. Lineage: Eukaryota; Metazoa; Chordata; Actinopteri; Labriformes; Labridae.
GGUGUCAUGGUAGUAAAACUUAACACAGGAGGAAGGUUAACCUAUAAUAGUAUAUAAACAGUCUUUAGUGGGUCUGGGAUUUCCCACUCUCUCUCAGUGGGACUCCUCCUCUCUUGGGCCGUCUUUAGGUCCUCGAACCUUCCGUUGGAUCACAUAGACUCAGGCGGAUGGUGUUCGGUUUCAUGCUUUAAAUCUGUGCUGGAGGCAGUGCGUGUGUGUGUGAGUGUGUGUGUCAGUCAGUGUGAAAGACGAGAGCUGGCGAGAGAGGGAGAGUCUGUGCCCUGUCCCCCUAAAUCUCGCGUGAUUUCCUUUCAGCGUGAGCGCGGACCACCACAGUCUUCUAUCGUGCCCACCCGGACCCAUCACUGGUCUCACGGACAGACGGGCAGGAGGGGGGACACCGAGCCGGGGACAAAAGGCUGACCGCCCGGCACCAUGGAGCUCAUCAGCCGGGUAAGAUCGGAGCGGAAUCCGGGUCAGUUCGUCUCAGACGGAUUCGUGUUUAAUUGUCGCCGUGAUGCUCCCGGUGUGGAGGGAACAGAACCGGGCUUUUUUCACGGCUGAAGGGAGCAUGAAGAGGAGGUGAGAGGAGGAGAGGAAGCGAGAGAGGAGAAGCGAGGGAGGAGGAGAGAGGAGGAGAAGAAGUUUGAGUGAAUUUGUCCUUAAAGGGAAAUAGAGAGAAAUGCAUGAGAGAGGGACAGUGUCCAGUGAAAGGGCACAUUGUAACCUGUGUGUGUGUGUGUGUGUGUGUGUGUGUGUGUGUGUGUGUGUGUGUGUGUGUGUUGUAUAAAUUAAGGUAGUUUUCCUACCAAAGAUCAGGAGGAGGUGAUCUGUAGACCCCUGAGGAAAAACACACAUUUGAAUAUUUCAGUCUGAGUCUCCAGUUUUAGGUUUUUUUUUUUACCUGUUUUCAAACCCAGAGAAACUCGAACCUCACAAAAAUGUAUUUUCAUCUAUUUUUAAGUGUUUUUGUGCACGUGUGUGUUUUAGUUGUGUGCGUGCCAAAGUCUGUGGUUGCAGAUUCCUCUGAAGAGGCCGGCCUCCAGUCAACGUGGAGUUCAGAUUUAAAGCUGGUGGAAAGACACACACACAGUCACACACACAGUCACACACAGUCACUCACUCAUGUCGACAACAACAACAAGAGUUUAUCUGUGACACGAAGAGCUCAGGGAUUUUCUGCUUUAGCCCCGACUGUCUGUGUUUUUCCCUGGUUUUAUUAAGAGCCUCAUCUUUUCCACCUUCUCCUUUGACAGCAGAUGUUUUUAUGGGACAGACAAUAAGGGGAGUAAACCCUCCAACAGGCAGCUCCCACCCACCCACCCCCACACACCCGCCGUUUGUUCACAUCUCCGUGACAGCUGAGUGCCCCCGGGCAGAGCCGCAGGUUCCCACGGCCCCGGGACGACUCACUCCGGCCAAAAACCAUUUAUAGCACAUAUUUCAUAAAUGCCUGUUCUCAUAUUUGUACUGUAAAAUAUGUCUGUACAAGUUUAAGUGCUGCAGGAACUACAACAACAACACUGGGAGGAGGAGGAGGAGGAGGAGGAGGACAUUCAGCACCAAAACAAAACAGGAGCUCCAGUUUAUUCUACAUGAUUCAAUCUCUGAUUUUUUUUAUUCAUGCAGUCACCUGAGGACGCGCUGAGAACAUGCUGUUUGUUAAAUUAUUGACUCGGAGCAGUUUUAGACCAAAGCUGAAUCUGAUCUUAGCUCCCCUGAAAUAACCCGAGUGGAUGUUAGGAGUCAUGGCGGUGAGUGGAGUGAAGGGUUAAAAUGGCGAAGGUGAAAUCUUACUAAGCUCUAAAACCUCCUCCUGUUUUUAUUGAUUUACAGAGCUGACCUCUGAGCACAAAAACCAGCCUGUCAAAGUCAUCAGCUGAUAUCACCUUCAUCAUGUUUUCUACCUUCAUUUAAAACAUGCUCAUCGUUUCUACGCAGGAUUAUUAGAUUGUAGCGUACAUGGACUGAUACAUGCCUUUUUUAUUGCAUUAUUAUAAAACCUUCACUCGUGUUCAGCUUCUUCAGUUAGUUUGAUUAAAGGGAUAUUCCGGCGUAAAAUUAAUUUAGGGUCAAACACACCGUGACAUCGAGUUAGACACCCCCUCCAGAGAUGAAUGUUGCCGACCGAUUGCUUCUCUAGUUAUACCAACUUUAGUAACGACCGCAGGAUAGCAAUACAGAGAGCAAAGCGCUCAACCAAAACGCCACUCUAUAGCCACAAAUAAUGCUCAGAACAGCACCUAACUUCAUCAGCAGGACAUAAACACAACUCAACUACUCUCUUCCAGCAGCCGCUCGUUUGUAGCGAGAACUCAGGCCAGUCCAUUACUGAACUCAGUGAUGAAACUCAAAUUGGAAGAACAUUUAUGAUCAUUUCUUGAAUGUUGUGGGUUCUCCCAUAAAAAAAAAAUCAAUAUGGCGUAGUCGAGAAGGUACAUUUUAGGUUUUUUUUUAAAUUCCACCAGUCUCCACACAGUGCAAAAAAUAUGUACAGUGUCCAAAAACUAUUUACAAAAAUAUACAGUCACCUGAAUGAUAGGCUCACACUGACAAAUGGGCUCUUCAAUCACAGCUUGAGCCACCAGCAAGCUCAAAAAAACAAAAAACAUGUGCAUAAGUUUGGUCUUAGUCACAUUUCCUGUAUGUUUCAGCUGCAGCUGGCAAACAGGAAGCACCUUCUUCCGCCGUAGACAACCACCAUGGAGCUCAGAUAACUUCCUCUCGUGUUCUCCAAUCACGGCUCUGGAUCUGGCGUAACCAUGGGAACAUGGCGUGGUCUACGCGUGGCGUUCAUCCUGGGGUCUUUGUUUAUGAUCCUGCUGAUCAUCGUGUACUGGGACGAUGUCGGGGGCUUCAACCUUUACCCGCUUCAGGACCCCAAACACAAGUCCCUGCACUCGGACCCUCAGGCCACUACAGGCCCACCGCAGUCUGGGUCCACCAGCAGAGCGGGGACCAGUUCUCCCAGUACGGUCCACACGACUGCUGCUGGUCCAACACUGGUGCCUGUGGAGAAAGGAGGGAAGGAAACACAAGGAGGAAGGACUGAGGAGAUAAGGGAGGAGGAGGAGGAGACAAGAAGGAGACAUGCUGCUGUGGAGGAAAGGGAACAGGAGACAAGGAAGCAGAGGAUCCUGGAUGUUUGUUCCUCAAGGAAGGAUGGACUCGAUUUCCCAGGAAGGACCCGGGCUUUUGAACAGAUCCCCAACAGAGAACUGGACCACCUGAUCGUGGACGACACUCAUCAGAUCAUCUACUGCUACGUUCCAAAGGUACGCCGUACGUUCAGACCUGUUUCGUUUUCAUUUUCAUGCUUUAUUUCAUUCAGUUAAUAUUUCAAACAUUCAAUACAAACAAGGAAAAAUCUCAAACAUGUGAAUAAAAGGAGCAGAAAGAAGAAAACUCUUUCAUAAGAUAUUAAUCAACUAAACACACAAUAAUAAAAAUAAACAAGAGCUGCAGGCCAACAUGCCUGUUACAGUUCAUUAUUUCUUAUUCUCAAAAACAAACAGAAAAGACCACAUUAAUUCACAUUUUUCCACAAAACAAACAGACCAAGACUUAGAUGAACACAUUUCCCUGUAUUUACUCAACAUACUGGCUUUGACACUUUUUGUAAAGAUCAAAUCUGAUUUGUCUUCUUUAGUUUCUUUCUUCAGAUUGUUCCACAAACGUAUUCCUCUCACUGUAACACAGCGCUCCUUCAGUUUAGCUCUGAAUCUUGGCUUUUUAAAUAUUUCAAAUCCUUUUAAAUUUUAAUAAAUUUUCUCUUUUUUCAAAUUGGCUCUGGAUGUUGACUGGUAACAUUUUCCUAUGAGAUUUAUACAUAAUCUGCAACAAACUGAAAUCUACUCACUCACUGAAUUUCAAUAACUACAAUUUAAAGGAUCUCUGUAUUGACUUCUACUAAUAAUUUGUAUUGCUCUUUUUUGUAAAAUGAAAAUUGGAUGGAUGGAAGUUUUACAUGUACUUCCCCACACUUCAACACAGUAGGUCAGAUAAUCAAAUAAUACAAGAGGUACAAAGUUUUAUUAUUAUCUAAUUAGUCCUUUAUUUUGUUUAACAUAGCAAUCAUUUUUACUAUUUUCACUUUUAUUCCAUUAUUCUGUGAUUUCCAGGUUAAUUUAUCAUCAUUAAAAACACCUAAACAUUUUAUUCUAUUUGCUCUAUUACUUUUAAUACCUUUAAUAUUUACUGAAGCAUCAAUGUUCUUGCCUUUGUUACCCAACAGCAUAAAUUUUUUUUUUCUUCAAUAUUUAAGGAUAAUUUAUUUACAUCAAACCAGUUCUUGUUCAAGAGUGAGGGUAGGAUAAAACGGGGGAUCGACAGGCGGAUCGGAGCGGCGUCAGCAGUGAUGCGGACGCUUAAUUUAAAUAUCUCCAUGUGUGUUUUGUGUAUGUGACCAAAACUCUUUUUUUAUUCAUUCUAGACCAGGAAUACUGGUGCCUGAUACAUGUUUUUUUUCAUCUAAUAUUCUAAUUAGCAUAUAUGUGUGAUAGAUAAGUGAUUACAAGUAAAACUCAUGGAGAUACACAUGGAGAUAUUUGAGUUUUUAGGGGUGGUGAGAGUAUUUUCUCAUUUACAGAGUCAUAAACAGAGAUAUCCAAAGUCCCCUCCUCCCCCUCUUCUGACUCUAGUAUGUCAACAAAAUAAAACAAGAAUUUUAAAAAGGGGCUUUAUCCAUUGUUCAGUUUUAGGUUCUGUAAAUGUAUGUAAAUUAGUGCAUAUUUAAUUAGAUAUAACCUCAUUUACAUACUCAAACAUAACAUUUGACAAAACUUGUAAUAUAAAAAUAUUUGUCUUAAUGUAAGUUAUAAACUUGGGAAGUUUCAUGGUGAUAUCUGUCAGUGAAAAAAUUGACCCUAUUCACCUGAGGUGUCUCCCUGGGCUUCCUACCAUCAUGGACGCCAUCUUGAAAAUGACGCCUUUCUAGUGGUCAAACUUCGGUACACUUUUAGUUUGUUAUUAAGGACAUCUAAUACUAUAAAAAAACAGCUGAGAAACCUUUAGUUAGAAUAUUUUUAAGGCUAGGUGUUUUUUUUUUCAUUUAUGCACCCGCCCGUUUAUAAAGUGUGAGGAAAAGUCAGAAACAUCCUGAAACCACGGCUCAUGUCUGGACGGGUCAAAACUUGACUCAUCUCUCCUUCCCUCUGACCUUGUCUGUCUUCCUCCUCUCCUUCCCUCUGACCUCCUCUCCUUCCCUCCUUGUCUCCUCUCCAGGUAGCGUGCACCAACUGGAAGAGAGUGAUGGUGGUCCUCUCUCAGUCGCUGGUCUCACCCUCCUCAGGAAAACCUUACACUGACCCCGAGGCCGUCCCUCCAGACCUCGUACACAACUCCUCUCUACAUCUGACUUUUGCCAAGUAUGACUGAAUCACAGAAACACGCACACAACCACAAACACACACUUACACAUCUGGGCUCAGGUGACAGAUUUUCACAGUCAGUGUUCUACUUUUCUCUCAAACAAGAGCAUCUGUUUUUGAAUUUUCGGUAUUUUGGUUCAUUUUUUGGCACUUUUUAUGUAACUGGUUUGUCUUUAAAAACUGAAAACUCAAGUUAUCUAACAGAGCUGGAGAAAAACAAAUAUAUGAAGGUCUUCAAGGGUCUGUGGAGCUCUUUAUUAAAUAACUCAUAAAAUGAUCUCCUCACCGACCCACAUGGACGCAAAGAGACUUGUUAAAAGAAAAAACAACCUUGUUACCGUGACAACAGCAGAGGAAAAUCACAGCUAAGUCAGGAUGUCCUUGGAAAAGUCAAAAACAAACUCUGUGGUUGUGAUGAAGUUGAACAAAGUCUCCGUUUUAACCUCAAUGAUCAGAGCUGUGAGUUCAAUUCAGAGGCUAAAGACUCGGGUUCGACUCCUUCACACUGGGCCAUGAUCUUUUUGAUUACAUAAGUCUUUGAUAUUCAGUGGAAACUGAGCUGGAAGUCUCUGUGGUCUCAGAGUUAUUUACUGGGCUGGGUCUUGGAAGAGGAGAGUGGAAACGGCGGGCUGGCGGGCGGGGCCCAGAGCUGCACAGACGGACCUUUCUCCGGUCCCGGGGUCAGCCGUCUGUGUCUGCAUGUUUGUUUCUGUCCUCCUCUGGAUCCUGUGACAUAACGGGACCGCAGCAAAAACCCUCACUGGGACAAACACCAGCUUUAACACUGCUGCCGUCUGUGUGUGUGUGUGUGUGUGUGUGUGUGUGUGUGUGUGUGUGUGUGUGUGUGUGUGUGUGUGUGUGUGUGUGUGUGUUUCACAGGUUUUGGCGCCAUUAUGGUUCCCUGUCCCGCCACCUGAUGGCGCUCAAACUCCAGCACUACACCAAGUUUCUCUUUGUUCGGGACCCUUUUGUUCGUCUCAUCUCAGCCUUCAGGAACAAGUUUGGAAGGUGUGUGUGUGUGUGUGUGUGUGUGUGUGUGUGUGUGUGUGUGUGUGUGCAUGUACCUUGAAUCGAGCACCAAGAAUGUCCUUGAAUGUCUAAAGUAUGCUUUUUGUGUGUGUGUGUGUGUGUUUUAAGGCCCAAUGAGGACUUCUAUAAGCAGUUUGGCUCGGUCAUGCUGCGUCGCUACGGUAACGUGUCAGGUGGUCUGCCAGAAACAGCAGCCGAGGCGUUUGCAGCAGGAAUCAAACCGACGUUUCAGCAGUUCGUCACCUACCUGCUGGACCCGGAGACGGAGAAGGAGAGCAUCUUCAACGAACACUGGCGGCAGGUAGUCAGAGUGACUGAAUGAUCAAUAUCAUUUAUAUAUUGGUCAUUGAUACCUUUAUUGAUAGACGUGUAGAGAGAGAUAGGAAACAUGCAGCGGAUAAUAAAGGUCAGACUUGAUCCUGCGGCUAAAUCAGCACCUACAUCUGUUUUUUUUUUAAUGACAGUACUGAUGUUGUCUUUUCUUCUUUUUACUGUGUAUAAAAAAUAAGUUUAAGAUAUAUAAUGUUUAAUAUAUGUAUGGUAUGAACACACAGAAACACAUACAGAGGUAGAUGUUACCUCUGUAGUGUUAAGGUCGAAGCUCCUGCCGUUUUAAAUUUGCACAUCUUGUUUUUUUGUGUUUUUUUUUUUUGCAGGUUUAUCGUCUGUGCCAUCCAUGCCAGGUGAAAUACGACUUCAUCGGUCGACUGGAAACCCUGGAAACAGACGCCGAGCACCUGCUGAAGCUCCUGGAGGUAGAUCAUCUCCUUCACUUCCCUUCAGGAGCUCGAAACCGCACUGCAGCCAGCUGGGAGAGAGACUGGUUUCGAGAGAUUCCCACCUCCAUGAGGAGAGAACUCUACAAACUCUACCAACCAGACUUUGAGCUGUUUGGGUAUCCUAAACCGGACAGCAUGCUCCACCUGUAGACCUCAUCGAGCCAAAGGCCCGGGAGCUGCACCGUGUGCAGAACCCACACCUCCCUCACUCGUGCACAGCCAGUGUUUGCCUUUAAAGACGUGUCUGUGAUGCUGUUUGGUUCAUUCAUUUUGCGCAUACCUCAAAUGACAGAAGUGCCUGCCAGUAUUAUCAUCAUCAUCAUCCUUAUCAUCACUAUCAUUAUUAUUAUUAUUAUUAUUAUUUGUCAUCAGUACAUAUCUGAAGCACACCUGCUCAGACCGUUCUUCAGCGUGUUUUUCUUGCAUAAGCACUUUGGUCGUAUUUUUGACAGUCAAGAACGGAAAAACAGUCGGCUGACAUUUCUGAAGGGAAAUAAACAUUUUUUUGAACUUGUGACUGACUUUUGUUCACAUAAAAAGGUAAAGACAUUUACAUCUUUAAUCUUCCAUAAUUGUAAUACUUUCAAUUUUCCUGCUAAUUUGAGUUCAGUCCAGGAAAAAGUUCAAGUUCUUUGAACCAAAGAGGAAGAUUAAAAUCAAGGUGUCUUUGCCUCCCUCUUCUGUCCAAUCUGUACUUUAGAAACACGUGAAGACACCUACGUUAGAUUUUAUUAAGACUUCUUGAUUUGAUUUUAUCUUCAUAAAAAGUCCAAUCCAAUUCAAAGUACAUAUACUGAAUAUACUCUUUAAUUUAUUGAAGUAUUUCUAAUGACAGGACACCAAACAGCAGACAAAAAGAAAACAACAGGAUCAGCAGAAACAGAAAGUUUAUCUGUUCCAGCCUUUUCCUGAUGAUAUCAAACCAUGAAAAAAAUAAAACUUCAUCAUAGAAAUCUCAUUAACAACAAAACAAAUUUAUAUCCACAGUUUUUAACAUGCUUCUAGAGCUCUUCUAUUUCAUGUUAGUCCAUCAAACUGAGAUUUCUCAGUAGUUUUUCUGUCAGGUAGACUGUUUUAAACUUCACUGUUCUUCAAUCAUAAACUUCCUCUCUGUUAGUGAACAUCUGAACAAAUGAAAGUCAAUUUCAAUGUCGCCCCUUCAAAAUAAAACUUUGCCAACUAAAAA